Molecule: messenger RNA, 2016 nt
Organism: Capsella rubella
Lineage: Eukaryota; Viridiplantae; Streptophyta; Magnoliopsida; Brassicales; Brassicaceae
Product: type I inositol polyphosphate 5-phosphatase 1
Exons: 11
Coding region: 65-1858 (597 amino acids)
Biological process (GO): phosphatidylinositol dephosphorylation
Molecular function (GO): phosphatidylinositol-3,4,5-trisphosphate 5-phosphatase activity; inositol-polyphosphate 5-phosphatase activity; phosphatidylinositol-4,5-bisphosphate 5-phosphatase activity
Source: RefSeq, a predicted model, not a curated record
CUCAACCGCGUCUUCUUCCUCCUGCAACCUCUUCUCCUGUCCCGAUUCUGUUUGACCGGAGUAUAUGGCGGAAGUACGAUCACGAUUAAGAUCACGGCGAACGGAGAUCAGUUGGGCUACAAUAUGCUGCUCAGCUUUCUCCUGUCUUCAUCUCUACUGGGCACGUAUUGUAAUCCGUAAAUGGUUUAAUGUUUCAGCCACUGAGUCAGAUUAUAGCGCUGAUAGUGACGAUGACUGCGUAGAGAGAGUCCAAGUGUUAGCAGAAGUUGAACCAAGUAGCUCUGGAGUUACCAAUCCUCGUGUUGAUACUGAUGUUUCAGAUGUGCCUAAGCUUAGAAGAAGAAAUUCAGAAACUUUCAGGGUGCAGUAUAUGGAGACCAAAGCAAUCAGGAUCUGUGCUGGGACAUGGAAUGCUGGAGGAAGAGUUCCACCAGCUGAUUUGGAUAUUGAUGGUUGGCUAGACACUGCUGAACCUGCUGACAUUUAUGUUCUUGGUUUUCAGGAAAUCGUUCCCUUAAAUGCCGGAAACAUUUUUGGUAUGGAAGAUGACCAGCCUGCUUCUGAAUGGGAGAACUUGAUACGUGAUGCCUUAAACCGAGUUCGACCUAGAAAGCUGAAGAUCGUAAGUCACAGUGACCCCCCUUCUCCAUCGAAGUUUAAGCAAUCUGAAGAGGUCUCUUACAGCGUAGAAGAUAUGUUUGUUGAAACCAGUCAUGAUGCUAGCGAUGUGAUUCAUUCAAUGGAUAAGAAACCCAGUUCUAAUGAAGGUACGGACAGACCAAUCGUAGGUGAAGAUUCACUUACUAAUAUAGACGUUUUGGGUUCUACCGAUGACAACACAUCUUGCUUGCCCAUACAAGACUAUCUACCAAGGCAAUUUUCAUCACCAAAUACGCCGAACCGCUCUCUCUCAGUGCAGGUUAAUAGUGAUUCCCAAAGGGAAGGAAGAUUUAGUUACACUGAAAGAGUUGUUUUGAGGUGGCCAGAGCCUCCAUUAAAACUGCUUAAUCAAUAUGUUUCGGAAAGAAGUGGUUCCUUCAAGUCAGUGAGUCUAACUAUAAAGAAUCUUAGAAAACCAUCAUAUGUACGGAUUGUGAGUAAACAGAUGGUCGGAGUGUUUCUCACCAUUUGGGUUCGGAGGAGCUUGCGCAAGCACAUAAGCAACCUUUGUGUAUCUACUGUUGGUGUUGGUAUUAUGGGCUACAUUGGUAACAAGGGAUCCGUAUCGGUGAGCAUGUCAAUCUAUCAGACACCGUUUUGCUUCUUGUGCUCACAUCUGUCAUCUGGGGAAAAAGAUACAGAUGAAGAGAAAAGAAACGAUGAUGUACGUGAAAUUCAUAGAAGAACACAGUUUCUUCCACAUUCUUCAAAUGCGAAUGAGCUUCCAAGAAGCAUCCAUGAUCAUGAAAGAAUAAUCUGGCUGGGAGAUCUGAACUAUCGGAUUAACUUGUCGUAUGAGAAGAUACAUGAACUUAUUGCAAGAAAGGAAUGGCAGAGGUUGGUAGAGUAUGACCAGCUUUCAAGAGAAAUGGCAAAAGGGAACGUAUUCGAGGAAUGGUCAGAGGGAACUUUAGAUUUUGCACCAACUUACAAAUACGAAAUCGAUUCAGAAAACUACAUCGGAGAUGACCCGGAAUCCGGGAAACGUAGACCAGCCUGGUGUGACCGCAUCAUUUGGAACGGGAAGGGAAUGAAGAUUUUUAAUUACAGAAGAAACGAGAUUAAAUUAUCCGAUCACCGUCCCGUCACAGCCACGUUCUUGGCCGAGGUUGAGGUUUUGUCUCCACGGAAACUUCAGCGUGCACUUGCACUCACGUACGCCUUUAUCCAAGGCCAUGAAGCUUCUCCAGACUUCUAAAUACAUAUCUCUCUGGUCAGAUUCCAUAUUGUGUAUAGUAAGUAAUUUUACAACUUGUAUCAAUUUCGUAAAUUUAGGAAUGUAUAAAUAGUGUUCAUGUUAAAAAAACAUAGAAGAUACUUGCUUACAGACGAAGAACAAAGACUGCAUUUCAUGUA